UCAAUUUACCUACUACCAUGGCUUUUAAGAUAAAUUGAUUCGAUAUUAUGAUAUUCGCAUCUAUCGCUUACGCGAUUCCUGACUUGGUGCUUAAUUGGGAAAAUUAUAUGAGCUGUAGUUUUCCCAUGAACACAUGGCUGUGAGUGUCAUAUUCCCUUACUGUAAGCAUCCGUGUGCUACACUAUAUUGGGCAAUUUUUAAGUGAAAGCAAUUCUUUUAUCUACAAUCAAGAUUUGGCUAGUCCUCAGGCCAGGACUAAUAUAAGUUUCAACUGGAAGAACGCAAGAAUUCUGAAGGCAAUCAGCUUUAUUACAGUAAUUAUACUAUUCCCAAUAUUUAUAAUCUGGACUUGUACAGGAAUUAUCUGGUUCUCUGUGAGCUACCAGGAGACGCCAAGUUGCUUUGUGAGUUUUCAAGAAUACUCCUUCAUCCUGUUCUGGAUUAUUCUGACCUUCUUAUGGGUUCUGUAUGCAAUCAUGCUCUUUGCUACCUACUUGGUUACCGCCAGCAAGACAAAGGCUCUGCAGAAGAACAUCAUCACUUUGCUAAGGAAGAUUGAUUUUGAAGACAAUGAGUUAUUGGAAAACUCCCGUGCUAACAUUAUGAAUGAGAACUCCAAAAGAAACGAGAUGAUCCAGAUCCUUAAUGAAUAUGGGAUUUACUUCAUGAAUUAUGGACUCACUGAUAAUGAAAUUGUGAGGUUCAAGACAAUUCCCUAUAGUAGCCCUAGCCAUCUUGACACUCGAUGCGUCAUAUGUAUCAAUGACUUCUUGGUGGGUGAAAGGGUUAGAGUGUAUCCAGGCUGCAACCAUGUCUUUCACCUCAAAUGUUCUCAGCUGUGGCUAGAGAUUGAGGGAACUUGACCGGUUUGUAAAAAUACACCGAAGGAUUUACCUCCUCCACCUGAUAAUAUGUAUCAGUCAUUAAACCCUCUGAAUGACAGAGUUGUGUCUGAAGAGAAUAUAUUUAGAGGCGUCAGCAGUCAGGCGUUAGGAAACGCACCUCAAAUGAUGAGGAUUCCCCAGCCAAGCCAGGGGGUUCAGAGCCUGAAUAUCAACCAGUUUGACAGAGUAAACCUGAGGGAACCUUUAUUAAGAGGCUAAUUUUGUUAUUUGCUGUCAAGUAUGUUCAAACUCAA
Moneuplotes crassus is the source of this 1138-nucleotide messenger RNA. The record is from the annotation of a GenBank genome assembly. NCBI's taxonomy places the organism in Eukaryota, Ciliophora, Spirotrichea, Euplotida, Euplotidae.